ACUGUCAGGUCGGUAGUUCGCGCUACGAAGCACAAAUUUGAGUGCGUGAUUUCAUAUGCCCCCUUCCCUAGCUAGUCCCCGCGCCUGAAUCCGUAGCAUGCCCAGCAUCAACGCACGCAUACGAGUGACCCCUGCCUGCGUCGCUAUGCGCAUCUACGCACUACAUUCUGAGGACAUCCACGCAUGUACCGAUGCGCGACCUCUAAACCCGCGCACAAUACUAUACUUCUUGCACGGAGAGCAGAUAAUUUUACGGGUGCCGAUGACAUUGUUGUUGGGACACCAAGAGCAACGACACAAAAUCUCGGACCGUCCUGCAGGCUGCAGGUGCAGGGCUCCUGGCUACAUUAAUUGUAGAUCUCAAGAAGAACCGCACUAUUGUUUCAGACCUGGAAAUGUUUUUGGUGAAUUUGAAAUUGGUCUCAUGGGCUUCUCAGCCCCUACAUAAACCCGCGCCAUACUCGUAGCAAGUCGUAUAUCAGCGUCUCAAGUGCAUCCCUGGGAUCAGAAGCUCACAUACUCCAAGCAAGCGAAAGCAAAUGGCUCCGAUCUCUCGCCGUAUGGUUGCCUCCGCCCUCUUCGUCCUUCUCCUACUCGCCGCCACAGGUGAUAAAGAGAUGGGGACGACGAGGGUGGCGGAGGCGAGACACAGGCACAGGCACUGCGAGUCUCAGAGCCACAGGUUCCGUGGAGCGUGCUGGAGUGACAGCAACUGCGCGCACGUCUGCAACACGGAGGGCUUCCCCUCGGGCAACUGCAAGUUCCACGGCUUCGAGAGCAAGUGCUUCUGCAAGAAACCAUGCUCCACAUGACCCAUCAGCUAGCCUAGUUAGCCGCGCACCGAGAACGCCGUCGAUCGUGUCUUUCAACUUUUUUCCCAUGUUCGUGUUUCUCUAUCGCUUCUCCCGUGUUCAUGUUCGUUUCUCCUUCGGGUGGUUUGUUUUGUAAGUUUUUUUUACAUGGUUUGUUUCUUAAGCUGUUUUGGUGGAGAAAUAAAAGUGAUCGUUGGUCA
Lolium perenne is the source of this 1012-nucleotide messenger RNA. NCBI's taxonomy places the organism in Eukaryota, Viridiplantae, Streptophyta, Magnoliopsida, Poales, Poaceae. The record is from RefSeq and is a predicted model, not a curated record.